Messenger RNA from Oncorhynchus masou masou (cherry salmon), 4124 nucleotides. RefSeq names its product heterogeneous nuclear ribonucleoprotein U-like 1 (gene hnrnpul1). Gene Ontology annotation, molecular function: protein binding; RNA binding. NCBI's taxonomy places the organism in Eukaryota, Metazoa, Chordata, Actinopteri, Salmoniformes, Salmonidae. The transcript is spliced from 15 exons. Bases 140 to 2845 code for a protein of 901 amino acids. The record is from RefSeq and is a predicted model, not a curated record. Gene Ontology annotation, cellular component: nucleoplasm.
CUGCAAGGGGGACACCGGAGCACGAGCCGGAGGAGGAGCAGCGGGGAGAUGGAGAGGAGGGAUUUGGGGACGAAGGAUUCCCGAACAAAGAUCCUCUAGACAUUGGUGCAGGAGGAGCCCCUGAGGAGGAGAGCAGGGGAUGGAGAGAGAAGGGUCGUCGGAUUCGGAUCUGGGCUUCACUGCAGACGUCCCUCUCCCUGUCCCCGUUUUCAAGACAGAGGAGACCCCUGAGUACCAUGAGACCGAAUUAUCCCUGGCAGAGCAGCAGCAGAGGCAGUCUGACAGGAGGCAAGAGUAUGAAGAGAAGGUGGAGGUGAAGAAAGAGGAUGAGGAGAAAAAGGAGGAAGAGCAGCAACGUGAUCAGGAGCAGCCAGACCUGCAGCCGCAGCCAGGGGUGGGGCUAACCGACAAAUGGGAGGAGAUGAAGGAGCAGAAGGCGGAGCAAACCAAGCUGGAGGAGGGAGACAGACAGGAGGGAGACAGACAGGAGGGGGACAGACAGGAAGGGGACAGACAGAAGGGUGGCCGGCAGGAGGGAGAGAGACAGGAGGGAGAGAGACAGGAGGGAGAGAGACAGGAGGGAGAGAGACAGGAGGGAGAGAGACAGGAGGGAGAGAGACAGGAGGGAGACAGGCAGGAGGGAGACAGGCAGGAGGGGGACAGACAGGAGGGGGACAGACAGGAGGGUGGCCGGCAGGAGGGAGACAGGCAGGAGGGAGAGAGACAGGAGGGAGACAGGCAGGAGGGAGACAGGCAGGAGGGAGACAGGCAGGAGGGAGACAGGCAGGAGGGAGACAGACAGGAGGGAGACAGGCAGGAGGGAGACAGACAGGAGGGAGACAGGCAGGAGGGAGACAGGCAGGAGGGAGACAGGCAGGAGGGAGACAGGCAGGAGGGAGACAGACAGGGAUGCAAGAGACCACAUGAGGAGGACCGGGGCCACUACGAGCACCGUGACGACAAGAGGUCCAGGUCGCCUCAGCCCCCUGCUGAAGAGGAAGAGGAGGACUUUGAUGACACUUUGGUGGCUCUGGACACAUAUAACUGUGACCUCCACUUCAAGGUGUCCCGUGAUCAUUACAGCGGCUACCCUCUGACCGUCGAGGGCUUCGCCUACCUCUGGGCCGGAGCGAGAGCAUCCUACGGAGUCAGCAAAGGGAAAGUCUGCUAUGAGAUGAAGAUCAUAGAGGAGAUAGCUGUGAAGCACCUCCCGUCCUCUGAGCCUGAUCCCCAUGUGGUCCGGAUAGGAUGGUCCCUGGACUCCUGCAGCACACAGCUGGGUGAGGAAGCGUUUUCGUUUGGAUACGGAGGAACAGGGAAGAAAUCCUCUGACUGUAAGUUUGAAGACUACGGAGAGAAGUUUGGAGAGAAUGAUGUCAUCGGCUGCUUCAUUGACUUUGACGCUGGCGGUGAGGAGGUGAAAAUAGCGUUCUCUAAGAACGGGGUGUGGCUAGGCGUGGGGUUCCAGGCGUCGAGGGAGGAGCUGGCGGGGCGCCCCCUGUUCCCCCACGUCCUUGUGAAGAACUGUGCCAUCGAGUUUAACUUCGGCCAGAGGGAGGAACCCUUCCACCCCCCUCCGGAGGGGUACAGGUUCAUCCAGGCUCUUGGUAUUGGAGACAGGACCAGGGGCGCUGUAGGACCAGCCAGCAAGGCUGACUGUGAGAUCCUCAUGAUGGUGGGUCUGCCAGCCUGUGGCAAGACCACCUGGGCCUCAAAACAUACUGAGGGUCACCCUGAGAAGAAAUACAACACCCUGGGAACCAACGCCAUCAUGGAGAAGAUGAAGGUGAUGGGUCUGCGUCGUCAGAAGAACUACGCCGGUCGUUGGGACGUUCUGAUCCAACAGGCCACUCAGUGUCUCAACCGCCUUAUCCAGAUCGCCGCACGCAAGAGACGCAACUACAUCCUGGACCAGACAAAUGUAUAUGGAUCAGCCCAGAGACGAAAAAUGCGUCCUUUUGAGGGGUUUCAGCGCAAGGCUAUUGUAAUAUGUCCCACGGAGGAGGACUUUAAAGAGCGAACGUUAAGACAAACUGAUGAACAGGGGAAGGAUGUGCCAGAUCAGGCUGUGUUAGAAAUGAAAGCCAACUUCCUGCUCCCUGAGCCCAGCGACUUCCUGGAAGAGGUGAUUUUUGUGGAGCUGCAGCGGGAAGAGGCUUUCAAUCUGGUGAAGGAAUACAACGAGGAGGGACGCAAGGCCGGCCCACCCCCCGACAAACGCCAUGACAACCGUCCGGGAGGGUUCCGUGGCAACGGCGGAGGCUACCAGCGCUAUGACGACCGUGGCGGUCCUCGCGGCGGCGAAGGAUACCAGAGCAGAGACGCGGGCGGAUACAGAAGGGGUAAGGAGGGAACAGACUCCUCCCUAGGCAACAACCGUGGCGGCUACACUGGCAACCGCUGGGGUGGGAACGGUAACUACCGUGAGGGGGGGUCGGCUCCGAGGGGAGGGUACAACCGUAAUCAACAGUCAGGAGGCUACAACCGCCCGGCGCCCUACAGCAAAGUGGGAUACAACCAGAGUUACAACCCCAGCAGCUAUAAUCAAGGCAACUACCAACAGGGUUACAACUACGGCAGCUACAGUCAGUACCCAGGAUACAGCCAAACUCAGAGUUACAGCGAGUCUACGCCAGCUGCUGCAGGACAGACCUACAGCCAACAGCAGAACUACAACCAGCAGUACCAGCAGUAUGCCCAGCAGUGGCAGCAGUACUACCAGAACCAGUCUCAGUGGAACCAGUACUACGGCCAGUAUGGGAACUAUGCCGGCCAGGGGCAGGGUCAACAAGGUCAGGGUUCACAGGGGCAGGGAGGUCAGGGGGCAUCAGGUUCAUCCCAGUAACCUCUGACCUCUAACCUUUACAGCAGGAGUCAACGAAAGGCGGUUUAUGCCCCAAAAUAAAAUUAAUUGUUCCCACCAAAAAAUGUUUGGUUUUUUUAUUUGAGGCGGGGGUUAUUUUUGGUCCAAAAAGAUUAAUAUCACCAGGAAUUCUGCUAAAAAUUUGUUUAAUUUAGGAAAUUUGUUCACCAAGUAUUCCCAGAAAGAAGAAAAAAAGAGACGUGAUCAUGGCUCAAUGUAGGCGAGGUAUGACAUGAUUUUUAUUUUCCAUUACAAUCUCAUUUUGGGUCUUACUUGUGGUCAAUUUGCAGUGUACUAGUUGUAAUCAUUAUGUUCCGACCCCCCGAACAUCUACACUGACAAAAUGUAUGUUACCGUGGCUGAAACAUGCCCACACACACACACACACACACACACACACACACACACACACACACACACACACACACACACACACACACACACACACACACACACACUCUCAAACACACACUCUCUCAAACACACACACACCACAUCACUGUCCUGUUGUGUGUGGUCCCCCCCCUCUGCUGUCUUUACAUCCUGCUCGAAACACUUUAUUCACAACAGUCUUAAGUUGGAGGUUGGUAAUGUUGUCGUUUUAGUCAUCAAUAUUUACAUGAUGUAAAAGAGGAUCAGAUGAGGUUUCAAGGUGUUGAUAGUAUUUUAUGAUCUGCGGUGUGUCCACUGGUUUGUCCACUAACAGCAGAAUGUUUGUCUACUAGUUAGUCCACUAGUUAGUCCACUGGUUUGUCCACUAACAGCAGAAUUUUAGUCCACUGGUUUGUCCACUAGUUUGUCCACUAACCGCAGAAUGUUAGUCCACUAGUUAGUCCACUAGUUAGUCCACUAACCACAGAAUGUUAGUCCACUAGUUAGUCCACUAGUUAGUCCACUAGUUAGUCCACUAACCACAGAAUGUUAGUCCACUAGUUAGUCCACUAGUUAGUCCACUAGUUAGUCCACUAGUUUGGCCACUCAGUUGUUUUGUUUAUAGCAACAACCCUUUGUUUUUAUUGUUGUAAAAAAAAAAAUGUUUAAUGUUAAAAUGUUUGACUUUGUGUUGAAUCCUGUCAGAAUGUGUUUUUUAUUGGACGACAACAAUAAUAUGAUAACAAUGCAACAGAUGAAUGAACCCUAUACGAUGUCUAUUUCAUUACUGAAGUUUAAACUAAUUAGUUUCACAUUCACAUGUUUAAAUACUGUGUCUCUGUCCGGUAAGUGGUAACAUAACACAAUAAAAUAAUUCAUUCAUAAACUA